Peronospora matthiolae is the source of this 120-nucleotide messenger RNA. The record is from the annotation of a GenBank genome assembly. Lineage: Eukaryota; Oomycota; Peronosporomycetes; Peronosporales; Peronosporaceae.
AUGUUUUACACGGAUGAAGAGCAAACGAAAUUUGGAGCCACGUCUAGCGACGAGCUUAUGCUCAAGUUGAAGAAGACUCUGUGUGGUUUGAAGAAGUCUGGGAGUUUGUGGACCCACUGA